ACCACAUCUCCCAACGCUGCGUUACCCACCCAUUCUCAACCCCAGGUCCUGUGCAACGCGACAUACCCUAUAUUGGUGACACGAAUCACUUCCUUUCGGCCAACACAGGGCAGACGUCUGCCUUGAAAUGUUGCUUGUGAUGCCAUACCGCAGAAGACACCCUGUCCCUCUCGCGACUGCAUCGUAAUACACCCACCCUCGAGUCCUUUGGUGUUCGGUCUUUGUACAUGUCUGCCUGUACACUAUGGCCAACAAGCCCAAUUCACGAUGGGGAUUUCUGACACAGGCUGUGGCUUCGGUCGAGUCAAGGCUAGACAAUAUCUUAGCAGACGAGAAUGAUCAGCCUCAGCCGAAGCGCACUGUCCCCUCAGCGCAGCCCUCACAAGAAGUUCUGCCCAGCAAGAGAGCCUCCGCAGACCUCUCACGAAGUAAUAGCAAUGCCUCAGCCGCGAAUGACCGCCUACAGGAACGCCUUGCCCGGGCAAUGGCGAAGAAGAAUAUGAACCGACCAGAGAGCCCAGCGGUGAUCCCAGAUCCCGAGCGAUCUUCAUCCUCUGGACAAUCGCCACUACUUCUUAGUGCCGAUAUUGCGGAGGAUGGACAGGAGUUCGCUUCAAAGUCCGAGACAUUGGAAGGGGCAUCCCGUUUAUCGGUCGAAAGCAAAGCCCCGACAGACACUGAAGCUCCUGUUCCGUCUGACGUCGUCACAUCCGCGGGGACCGAAGAAGCGGAAGCGGUUGAUUCAGUGCCUGAGGUAAAGGUGGUAGCGCCAGCAGAACCCGAGUCACCUGCUUCUGUUACACACGCAAUCCCAAACGACUCAACUGCUGUGUCUGCCAGGAUCUCGGUUGAUAGAAUAUCGAGCGACACGCAGAGAAUGAGCGAGGAUAUCUCAAUAAGAUCAUCCUUGGAAGAUUCUGGGACUAUAGUCAAACUCCAGGAAGAGAUCAAAGGUUAUAUCGAGCGAAUCGAUGCACUCCAAUCCAAGCUACAAUACCUCAGCAAAGAGGCAGCGGCGUCUGCAAAGCAGGCUGCCGCCGCUGCUUCUGCAGGGAGCAUGGAGAGAAAACUUCUCGAGAAGGACGAAAAGAUUGCUUUGUUGAUGCAAGAAGGCCAGAAACUGUCCAAAGCUGAAAUGACACACCUGACUACGAUCAAGAAGAUCCGGGCUCAGGCCAUUUCCAACAAUAAAGAGCACGAAAAUACCAAACUUCGUGCAGACAAGGCGGAAAGAGCAUUACGCGCCAUGGAGGAUCGCGCUAAAAGGGCGGAAUCCAUGAGUAAACGAGCAGAGCAGAACCUCGCUUCGAGUCUAAGCAGUGCAAACGACCUCGAGGCAAUUCGCAAAGAACGAGACGCAUUACAGUUGACAGUUUCAGACAUCAAAGCACAGCUAUCGAAAGCCAACUCUAGAGCAGACUUGGCAGAAAAUAAAGCGCAGUCAGAUCUCUUGGAAAAGGAACGCAGGAGGGCUGCAGAAUUACAGGACGACCUGACGAGUGCUAAAGUUGAGCGCGAGAUCAAGGAAGAGAAGCUCUUGAGGGAGAUCAGUGACCUGAAAGCUGCACUGGAUCGGGAGAAGGAGCAAGCUCGCGCAAUGGAAAGCGAGAUGUUGAACGAGCAAGCAACACUCGAGAGCCGACUGGAAUCGUUUCGUGUCAGGGCCGAGGAGGCAACAUCACUGGAUCAUGGAAACGUUCAAGCCAAGUUGCUUCGGCAGAUUGAAACGCUACAGAGCCAAUACGCGAAUGCAAGCCAGAAUUGGCAAGGCAUUGAGACCAACAUGCUGGGCCGGAUCACAAGUCUAGAGAGAGAACGUGAUGAAGCGGUAAGCAGAGAAACAGACCUUCGCAAGAAGCUUCGAGAUGCCACACUCAAAACGAAGGGGGUCGAGAGAGAGCUCGAGAGCAUGCAGACCAGUUAUGCAGAAUUGGAUCGCACCGUCGCUGAGUCGGAAACGGAAAUCCAGCGUCUGACCCGCAAAGCAGCUCAACUCGAGACGGACCUAGCCAACGCGCAAAAGGACUUUGAAGAACAAAAGACCAGUGCCGAACGAGAAUUUCAGCGGAAGUUUGAGGACGAGAAAGCAAAAUGGACGGCAGCGUUGCAUGUCCAGAGGAAUGAAUCCCCAGGGACAUCGAUUCGAAAGCAAAGCCCAGGCUCAGGCUUCGAUCUAAAUCAUCUAAUGAGUCCUGUUGCUUAUGAACGAGGCUCCGUCCGGAGGUCGUUCACCAUGCAAGGCUUCGAUUCCAACACCCCUCCCCGUCAACAAUCAACCACGUCUUUCAAGGGCCUCAGCAAUGGCUCCGCAGUCGAGACGCCUUCAGCGUUAACCUCAAUGGACCCCGACGAAUACUUUGUCAACGUGCCACCUACUCCCAUCUCUCCCAGCCAUCAAUCAAACCGAGGUAUGCAUGACCUGGUAUCUAACUCGACCGUUGGAGCAGGACCUUCGGUUCAACUUGUGGAGCGAAUGUCUGCCAAUGUUCGUCGGUUGGAAAGUGAGAAAGCCGCUUCCAAAGACGAACUGAGUCGAAUCACCGGACAGCGCGACGAAGCUCGACAAGAGGUUGUCAAUUUAAUGCGUGAGGUGGAAGAGAAAAGGUCGAUCGAGGCUCGCCUGAAAGCCCUGGAGGCUGCGCACCAAGAAUUGACCGAGAGGCACAAAACCACUCUUGAGAUCCUCGGCGAGAAAAGCGAGCAAGUGGAGGAGCUCAAGGCAGAUGUUGUGGAUGUGAAGCAAAUGUAUCGACAAUUGGCGGACACAAUGAAAUGAUAUUGUGCCUGUGGCCGGUUAGCUUUAGGAAUGCCGAUCCGGAUCUCAAUUUGAUGUAUCUCCAGAGUAAGCCGUAGCCGUCGCC
This is a messenger RNA of Exophiala mesophila, 2861 nucleotides long. RefSeq lists its product as uncharacterized. The transcript is spliced from 2 exons. Gene Ontology annotation, cellular component: endoplasmic reticulum; Golgi apparatus. The record is from RefSeq and is a predicted model, not a curated record. Bases 245 to 2776 code for a protein of 843 amino acids. NCBI's taxonomy places the organism in Eukaryota, Fungi, Ascomycota, Eurotiomycetes, Chaetothyriales, Herpotrichiellaceae.